Aplysia californica (California sea hare) is the source of this 2167-nucleotide messenger RNA. RefSeq lists its product as uncharacterized. Gene Ontology annotation, cellular component: plasma membrane. Gene Ontology annotation, molecular function: voltage-gated proton channel activity. Gene Ontology annotation, biological process: proton transmembrane transport. NCBI's taxonomy places the organism in Eukaryota, Metazoa, Mollusca, Gastropoda, Aplysiida, Aplysiidae. The record is from RefSeq and is a predicted model, not a curated record.
GCAUCUCUUAUCGCAAUUCUUUGGGCGGUCCGUCUGAGAUAUAUUAUUAUAUAGAUGUAGUCGUCAACGUGUGGUAAUAGCGACGCUUGCCUAGGUAUACUGUAUUGCACAUUAUCAGCGUGAUGCGAGUGACAUACGGUACAAUAGAAAACUACUCUGUGCUUUCGAAGUUUGGAUAAAGAAGGAGUGUCAAGUGCAGUUUUUACCCGACAGGAAGAACAGAUGAUGCUUCGAUUAACGAAAGUCAGAUUACAAAGACUCCAGUCUCGAACGUAAAGACUUUACCGGAUUAUAAAUAUGGAGUGACGACAACUGAAGGACCAGGAUCGUGUCAGGCCAUCACUUCUGCCUACUGAACCUACAGCACCCAUGACGAUGGAAGACGACUCGACAAAGAACAGCAGGAGCUGCGAGUGCACGAGCCUGCAGCACAGCGUGUGUCUGGAGAGCAUGGUCAUCACACUGACCAUCGUGUCCGCCCUGGCCGUCACCGGGGAGAUGCUGCUGGACUUCCACUUCUUCACGGUGACAGAAACCAUUAGCCAGGACAACCAAAGCCUUGCGGGAGAAGCGCCUUUUCAAGAGGACAAGGAUGUCAUGGAUAUUUUGGAUACCGUGUUUCACUACACGAGCUUGUGCAUCGCCGGACUUUUUGGUCUCGAUCGACAUUUUCGUGGUGUCCGGCACACUUGGUGUGGAGAUAGCCUUUCACUUCCUAGAUCUUCCCUACGACUCCCUGUACGCAGUCUCCUACGUUGUCCUUCUCAGGCUCUGGAGAGUGCCAUUUGUUUGCAAUAUCCGGGCGAAUCUAAUACGUGAGGAGUUGGAGGAAGACAUGGAGCUGUACAGGUGUGGCAGGCAGAAGGCCGAGGAGAGGUGCUCGUGGCUGGAGGAGAACCUCAACCAACAGGCUAAUAUCAUCAAAGGACUGGAGCAAACACUACUGGGCUUAAAGCCGUCUUCCAUGGAAGACGAGGAAAGCAGCCACGCCGAGACGCAAGACAACUCCCAACCGUCUGCUGCCGGCUCCCACGUGACUACAAACUAUGGUCAAAACGGUCCAAUGAUGUCAGAACAACCAAGUGUUCAGAGUUCGCGGAAAGAUCAAAAUCAGAAGAAACGGUUACAUCGAUCAAAGAAGCGCGUUGAGAGCGACAACGCAGAAAUGGAGAUGUCAGAAUUCCACAAAGACAACUCCAGACCUGACCACGCCGGAAAAAGAGAAAAUAUCGAGUCCAGUAACUUUUCCGAGUCCGGCACGAAACGGGAGUUGAAGGACAAGGGAGACAAUUCAAAGGCUGAACAUAUCGAUACGUCGGAAGUUCAAUUGCGACCGAGGGGGUAUUCUGACAAUAUGUUAGACUUUUCCAACACAAACAGUCUGCCCAGGUCUGAGGCGUCCCUGAACUCAUCGUCUUCCACCCCCAGACCGGGCCAGAUCAACAUGAGACAGCGGAAGAGACGGUCUUCCACCAGUGAAUAUAUAGACUACAGCAACCUCAGUUCUCCAGAACAAGACAAAGUCUUUUAUGAUGACGUCAAAGACAAAUUUAGCUCGUGCCCUUCCUUGGACCACAGUACACAAAGUGGGGAGAAGGAGAGAAGCGUAAAAAGUCCAGAGCUUUGGACAGGAAAGAAAAAAGAAGUGAUUGAAGGAGGGGCGGAUGAAGUAGAUGGAGGUACAAAAGAGGACGCUGAUAAUGGAAGCAUAAAAAAGACGGACAGUUCUACCUCCGAUGCGUCUAGUGGUGUCAGCUCUGAAGUGAGCGUGAACGGGAAAAGAGAGAGAAGGGACAGAAAGAAAUAUAAGAGGUUUACUUCGUGCCCCGAGUACGUCAUCACGCAGAGAAUGAGCAUCACAAAUGAUGAAUCGAAGCUGCUGGAUGGAUGGUAUUCCUAUGACGUCGCUGUGAUCGAACUGUGAUGAAAACCCUUAUUCCACAAGCCUCGCAAACUGUGGUCCAGCUCACCACAAAGCCAUUGCAUCAGCAGUGAAGACUGUUUUCUUGAACAUUUUGACCGAGGAUGGAGUGAGUGAUCUACUUUGCGUCCACGGAGGCUUCUGUGUGUGCAGAAAUACUUGAGAGAUGUUCUGCCAUCUUUUUUUUGUAUGUGCAAUAUUGUCAUUUUUUGUCACUACCACAUUGCAGACACAAAUAGCCUACAU